CUGUUUAGUUGGCCUAAUAAAGAUAUCAUAUCUAUUCAUAACUCUUUCUGCCUGGGUCAAACGAGAAGGUUUGUGGACUCCUGCCUCCUUCCAUACACAGAAUGGAUCUGAUCUGGGGAUGAACCACAGUUGUGCAGAAAAUUAUCUUCUCUAGGACGUCUGACUCAUUUGUUGUGUGUAUCGUCUGAGGCACCUAAGAACACCAUAAUGGAACUCCACGACUUCCUCAGUGGAGACCACAUUAACAAAAUGAAUGACGCAGAAAUGAACUCCACAGAUUAUCCAUACACCAUAGAUUAUGAAGGACUUAUAGAACCAUGUAACAAGCAGGAAGUCAGAAACUUCACAAAAGUAUUUUUUCCAGUCACAUACUCACUGAUCUGUGUCGUGGGCUUUAUCGGUAAUGUCUUUGUAGUGAUGACCUUUGCUUUAUAUAAGAACCAUAAGUCUAUGACAGAUGUAUACCUCUUCAACUUGGCCAUAGUUGAUUUAUUGUUUGUUCUCACUCUCCCAUUGUGGGCAAUGAGUUAUGCUGCUGACAAAUGGAUCUUCAAUGAUGUCAUAUGCAAAAUGACCAGAGGUAUCUAUGCUAUCAACUUCAAUUGUGGCAUGCUGCUUUUGGCCUUUAUCAGUUUGGACCGAUAUAUUGCCAUUGUACAAGCAACAAAGUCAUUUAAACUUAGGGCAAGAACCUUAGCAUACAGCAAACUGAUCUGCUUGGUUGUGUGGGUAUUCUCAAUUUUAAUCUCGACCUGCACUUUCAUAUACAGUGAAAGCUAUAGCAUUUUUCUGAAUGAUACAACAGAGAUUUGCGAACUCAAAUUUAGUAAAGAAGUAAACAGCACUGCACUGAAAUUAAUGCUCAUGGGUAUACAACUAGCGUUUGGCUUUUUUAUCCCCCUGCUCUUUAUGAUUUUUUGCUAUGCAUUCAUUGUCAAAACCUUAGUGCAAGCUCAGAAUUCCAAAAGAAGCAAAGCAAUACGUGUAAUUUUAUUAAUUGUAGCUGUUUUCCUGGUUUGUCAAGUACCCUAUAACAUAGUUCUUCUUAUAACAGCCACAAAUAUGGGCAAAUUAAAUAGAAGAUGUGAUAGCGAAAGGCAUAUAAGUUAUGCAAAAUGUAUUACUGAAACUGUGGCAUUCUUGCAUUGUUGCUUGAACCCCGUGCUCUAUGCAUUUGUUGGGGUGAAAUUUAGAAAUUACUUUUUGAAGAUAAUGAACAGUCUGUGUUGUAUAGGAUUCAAGAAAUACAAAACAGCCAAUUCAAGGAUAAGUUCUGAUAUCUAUCACUCAAGGCAGACAAGUGAAAUUACGAGUGAUAAUGUAUCAUCCUUUACUAUGUAAUACAAGUAAUAUUCUAAGCUUUUAUUUUUCUCAUCCAGCAACUCCAGCCAAUCCUAUUUUUCAUGUUACAGCUAGCAAUUAUGACUAUUUUACACCAAAAAUGGUAGUUCCUAUGAUCAUGAUAGCUCCCUCCAUCAAAACUAUUAAUAAAAACAAAAGAAUAACUCUACUGUAUGGAAAACUCAUUUAUUAAUCAUCUGCCUAACUAACAUUCAUGCUGUUCUUCAAUACAUGCAUUUAUCAUUCUUAGGAAAGCAAG
Alligator sinensis (Chinese alligator) is the source of this 1600-nucleotide messenger RNA. It is a transcript of the gene CCR6, whose product is annotated as C-C motif chemokine receptor 6. Gene Ontology annotation, molecular function: chemokine receptor activity. Gene Ontology annotation, biological process: G protein-coupled receptor signaling pathway; positive regulation of dendritic cell chemotaxis; immune response. Bases 208 to 1341 code for a protein of 377 amino acids. The record is from RefSeq and is a predicted model, not a curated record. NCBI's taxonomy places the organism in Eukaryota, Metazoa, Chordata, Crocodylia, Alligatoridae. Gene Ontology annotation, cellular component: membrane. The transcript is spliced from 4 exons.